Protopterus annectens (West African lungfish) is the source of this 4723-nucleotide messenger RNA. RefSeq names its product protocadherin-11 X-linked-like. Gene Ontology annotation, biological process: homophilic cell-cell adhesion. The coding region runs from base 200 to 3244 and encodes 1014 amino acids. The record is from RefSeq and is a predicted model, not a curated record. Gene Ontology annotation, molecular function: calcium ion binding. Lineage: Eukaryota; Metazoa; Chordata; Ceratodontiformes; Protopteridae. The transcript is spliced from 4 exons. Gene Ontology annotation, cellular component: plasma membrane.
CUCGCAAGUGAAAAAGCAUAAUCUUCCCUUUCAAAAGCUGAUCUCCGCAUCCCUAAGCCACGAACACACAUCUCGCUCUGACAAAGUUGCUUUGCUUGGAGAGAAGCAGGACCUUUAACGAAGAGAAGAGUUUAUCCGCUGGUACCAGCUGUUGCGAACUUACAAUCAUUUUGGAGGAUACAUCUUUGUCAAUUUGGAGAUGGACUUGCAGUCAAAAGCACACAUUUUGGUGGCUUUAAUAGCCUGCAUUGCACUGCAAUCAGGAGCUCAAGAAAAGAAUUAUAUUGUGAGAGAGGAACUGCCUGAAAAUGUCCCAAUUGGAAAUCUGCUCAAGGACCUUAACUUGACAUUGGACCCAAGUGUAGCACUUUCUUCACCCCUUCAGUUUAAACUUGUAUAUAAGACAGGUGAUAUCCCUCUUGUCAGAGUGAAGGAAAACACAGGGGAAAUAUUCACAACUGCCAACAGAAUUGAUAGGGAAAAAUUGUGCGCAGGAAUCUUCAAUGAAUACAAGUGUUUUUACGAGGUGGAGGUGGCUGUCUUACCAGAUGAAGUCUUCAGGCUUGUGAAGAUACGAUUCCAAAUAGAGGAUAUCAAUGACAAUGCUCCACUAUUCCCCUCGACUGUCAUCAACAUUUCCAUUCCCGAGAAUACUGCCAUCAAUUCUCGAUAUCCCGUGCCCUCUGCUAUCGAUCCCGAUGUUGGAAUGAACGGCAUUCAACACUACGAAUUAUUGAAGGGGCAGAACGUCUUUGGACUUGACAUCAUUGAAACACCUGAAGGUGACAAAUGGCCACAACUAAUUGCCCAACAAAAUUUAGACAGAGAGCAAAAGGACACAUAUGUGAUGAAGAUAAAAGUAGAAGAUGGUGGAAAUCCUCCGCGAUCCAGCACUGCUAUUCUUCAGGUGACUGUCACUGAUGUGAAUGACAAUCGACCUGUUUUUAAAGAGAAUAAUAUUGAGAUUAGAGUUCCAGAAAAUGCUCCAAUUGGCACAUCUGUCACGCAAGUUCAUGCAACAGAUGCGGAUCAAGGUUCCAAUGCUCAGAUACACUUUUCCUUUGGCAAUCAGAUAACAAAUACUGCAAGGCGACAGUUUGCAAUAGACAGUAAUUCUGGUUUAAUCACUGUUAAGCAACCUCUUGAUAGAGAGGAAUCUUCAUUUCAUAAAUUAAUAGUUCUUGCAAGUGACGGAAGCUCAACCUCAUCAACUGCUACUGUAACUGUAAACAUCACAGAUAUAAAUGAUAAUGUUCCAUCAAUUGAUACAAGAUAUAUAAUUAAUCCCAUAAAUGGAUCAGUAUUACUGUCUGAAAAAUCCCCAUUAAACACAAAGAUUGCUCUUAUUACAGUAACCGAUAAAGAUGCAGAGCAGAAUGGAAAAGUAACAUGUUUCACUGACCAUGAUGUUCCUUUCAGAUUAAGACCUGUAUUUGAUAACCAGUUUCUUUUAGAGACUGCUGCAAAGCUUGACUAUGAGGCUACUAGAGAAUAUGCCAUUAAAAUAGUAGCCUCUGAUUCAGGGAAGCCCCCAUUAAACCAGUCUGCAUUGCUUCUGAUUAAAAUAAAAGACGAAAACGAUAACAACCCUGUCUUUGUCCAGCCUGUAAUAAACCUAUCAGUUAUAGAAAACAAUAUUCCAGGAAUUCAGUUGACUAAAUUAAGUGCUACGGAUGCCGACAGUGGUAAAAAUGCAGAGAUCAGUUAUAUCCUUGGUGCUGAUGCCCCUUCUGUUUUCAACCUGGAUCGCAAAACUGGUAUCUUGACUGCUGUAAGAAGGCUCGACCGGGAAAAACAAGACAGGUACUCAUUUUCUGUCCUUGCCAAAGAUAAUGGAAGUCCUCCUCUGCAGAGUAAUGCAACAGUAACAAUAAUAGUGACAGAUGAAAACGACAACAAUCCUGCCUUUACCCACAAUGAGUAUAAUUUCUACAUACCAGAAAAUCAACCUAUGUAUGGAUCAGUUGGACUGAUUACUGUAACAGAUGCAGACACUGGCAAAAAUGCAGCAGUUACACUUUCAAUAAUAAAUGGCAAAGAUAAAUUUAUAAUAGAUCCUCUCACAGGAGUAAUAAGGCCCAAUAUUAGUUUUGAUAGAGAACAGCAGGGGUCCUAUACAUUUUAUGUGAAAGCCGUGGAUGGUGGUAGUGAAAUUCAGCGUUCAUCUACUGCUAAGGUGACCAUCAAUGUUGUAGAUAUAAAUGACAACAGACCUGUAUUUUUGAUUCCCUCCUCUAAUUACUCGUAUGACUUAGUGCCAACGUUUACCAGUGCGGGGUCAGUAGUUACAAGAGUGUUUGCUGUUGAUAAUGAUACAGGAAUGAAUGCAGUACUUCGCUACAGCAUUGUAGGAGGAAAUACAAGAGGUUUAUUUUCAAUUGAUCAAGUAACUGGCAACAUAACAUUGCAGGAAAAGAUAAUUCCUGCAGAUCAUGGUCUGCGUAGCCUAGUUAUUAAAGCCAGUGAUUUAGGGCAGCCUGAAUCAUUAUACUCCAUCACAUUUGUACAUUUAUUUAUAAAUGAGUCUGCAUCAAAUGCAAGCUAUGUUCAUGAUCUAGUUCGCAAAAGCUUGGAAACACCACUGGAACAAAAUGUUGGAGAUGGAGAGCUUACGCCACAAACAAAUGACUAUGUUAAAAUUGUUAUUGCCAUUAUAGCUGGAACAAUGACUGUUAUUUUGGUAAUAUUUGUCACUGCACUUGUCCGUUGCAGGCAGACUCCAAGACACAAAGUUGUUCAAAAGAGCAAACAGAGUGGAGAAUGGGUCUCACCAAAUCAGGAAAACCGGCAGAUUAAGAAAAAAAAGAAGAAGAAGAAACGUUCCCCAAAGAGCCUCCUCUUAAAUUUUGUGACCAUUGAAGAGCCCAAGUCAGAUGAUCAUACACAUGAGCACAUUAAUGGUACAUUGGAUAUUCCAGUGGAGUUAGAAGAACAAACAAUGGGAAAAUAUAACUGGGCCACAACACCAACUACAUUUAAACCCGAAAGCCCAGAUUUAGCUAAACACUACAAGUCCGCCUCUCCACAGCCAACUUUCCAAAUCAAACCUGAAACCCCUGUACCCCCAAAGAAGCAUCAUAUUAUUCAGGAACUGCCACUUGAUAAUACCUUUGUUGUGGGGUGUGACUCUCUAUCCAAAUGCUCAUCGAGCAGCUCGGACCCUUACAGUGUCUCAGAAUGCAGUUGUCAAGGAGGAUUCAAGACAGCAGGGCCCAUUCACACAAGACAGGGACCCAUGGAUUGAUUUGGGGAUCCCUUGAAUGUACCCAUAUUCGGAUGUUGAAGGGCCCGAAGAAGGCAUUCUUCUUUGGAAGAAAGGGGAACAAGACCCAGGUUACUGUUUAUGAAAGUCAAGAACAAAUGUAGCAGUAUAGGUUUGAAUAUGUCUGUUUUUAGGUUUUGUAUGUGUUUUACUUCUGAAUACUUUGCACUAUUCCUGUAUUUUUCUUUCCUUUUUAUUUCAUUUGUUUUGCACUUUUGGCACUUUAAGAAUGAGUUAUCUUAUAGUGCUUUACUCUUAUUAAAAGAAAAUCAUGAGCAUUUGAUUUGCAGCCUAUCAGUCAACUUUCAAGAUUUCAGCUUAGGUUAACAAUCCCUUCUGCAUCUCUACACUGAGUACUGACUGCACUGAUUCUCUGACUUUUCAACAUGCUUUUGUUCUUCAGUGAAGAAACAUUGGUCAGUCCAGUUGCUGAGGAUUCCCUUUCUCUUCAAAGGAUCAGACAUUCUUUGAUAUCCAGUUAUAUACGUGUCCAUUUUUUAUGAUAAUACCUCAUUCUGUUCUUGUCAACUUCUGCUGAAUGUCACAGACUGAAGAAAGACUCCAAUGGAUGUUUUAUGACCAGUACAAUAAAGAAUAAAGUCGGUUCAGAAAAUAUUGACAUUUCUGACAGUCAAAACCUAUUCUAGCUGCAAAACUGUUGUCAUGCAAUUAUGUUGCAUACAUGACAAAAAGACUUCUGAACAUAUUCUGUUUUCUGGCUUAUUAUGUUGAAUGCAUUGCGGGCAGUGCGUACUGGUGUAUACUUUGCAGCCUUUUCAAAGAAAAGAAAUAAGCUGCUAAAAUUAAGGAAACAAACAUUUACAUACAUUUUUUGAAUCUGAAAAUAAUUGCUACAUUCCCAUUGAUCCUAAUUUACUUGACAACUAGCUAAUCGUCCUUUUGUGUUACUCCUCUUCUUCAACAGUUUUCAGUACAUCAAUCCAACAAUUUCUGCAGUACGUGAAUGGAUCAGAUAAAAUGUUCCUGGAGGACAAUUCAAUUCUUUCUCUUAGAUUAUUGAUGGGAAAAUAUAUUUGUUACUUGUUAAAAAGAGUUAACAUUUAGCAAUGCUGUAUGCGAAAGAACAAAGUUGUUGUAAAAUGUGGUCCAUGUAUUUUCCAGCAGUGUAUUGCAUGGCUUUGGAGAAAAGAUGGGCAGAGGUGUUCCAAGUAAGCAGCUCAAAUGCGAGCUUUGCCUUAAAAUAAGCAGCUACAUUUCAGAUCCAGCAAAUGAUUAUUGCAUGAUACCUUUCCUGGUCAGAUGAUGUAAAAACUCAGUUGAUAUGGAAAUGUGCUGAUGGAUAUUUAAAGCCUAUUCCAUGAAAUGCAGUGUUUCUGGAAAAAAAGUUUUCUGCAUUUCCCUUAACAAACAUUCAUUGAAUUUUAUGUUCUGAUUCUGAAACACAAUGUUUGUUGUACCAUCAUUACAUUAAUUUGUUAAUAAAAUGUUUAUUGCAGUUUG